AUGAAAACAGGAAAAGAUGUGACGGAUGCGUUUGCAAAAAAUACUCAAAGGAAGCCAAAGGAAGGAAACCUCAGACGUUACAGACAGAUGCAGGCAAAGAAUUUUACAAUCAGACCUUUCAAUCAUUGAUGAAAACACAGGAGAUUCAUCACUUUUCUACUCAUGGAGAUGCCAAAGCCAGUAUCGUCGAACGAUUUAAUAGAACCCUUAAAUAGAAAUUGUAUCGCUAUUUCACGGCUGCCAACACACUCAAAUAUGUAGACAUAUUGCCCAAACUUGUCAAUCAAUACAAUCGCACCUAUCACAGGAGUAUUAAAACAACACCAGCUAAAGUCACCACAUUCAAUGCCAAAGAAGUGUGGAACAAUUUGUAUGGGAAAUAUCAGACUAAGAAAGAAAAAAAGCCUGCAUUUAAAGUAGGCGAUAAAGUCCGAUUGAAUAAAAAAUUUAGACCGUUUAAGAAAGGGUAUCUACCAGGAUGGACGGAAGAAGUGUUUCAAGUUCGUAAAGUCGUACCCGGAAUGGUAACGACCUAUAAAGUGCAAGAAUUGGAUGACACGCCCUUACAAGGCACAUUUUAUGUGUGGGAUUUGCAAAAAGUACAUGUAGAUGAAGCGACUUAUUUUCGAGUGGAAAAAGUAUUAAAGAGACAAAAGGAUAAAUUGUUUGUCAAGUGGAAAGGGUACCCUAGCAAAUAUAACAGUUGGAUUAAUAAAAAAUAUUUAAAGUGAAUUGUGUGUUUGUGGUGAUCGCAUCAUGAGAGGAGGAAGUUUGAGACGCUUUAAAGUGUAUGUGCCAAAUGAACAAGGAGGAGGUGGUCUCAUGCGCUGGCAGACCUCCUCACCUUAUGCCCCACCACCUUUUAUCGGAUCCUGGGGUGAUCCUCAAAUAGGUGCCGGAGUCAAAGACAUGGCUAAAGAUUUUUUGAAAGGUGUAACAGGAGGCCUUAAAAGCAGUGUCAAAAAGCGUUCGUUAUCAGAAGUGCCGCGAGGUAUAAAGAGAGGGGCUUCCCAAGCGCUCAAGAACGAAUUGAAGAGAAAAGUUGCCAAGAGGUUGAACGAUAUUUUUGGAGAAUAAAACAUGGUCCGCAUCAGCACCGUACGUCAAAGUGAUCCUAUCAUUGGUGUAGGCACAACAUCACUGACAGAUCCUGUGUCUUCCAUCUUAAAAAGGUAUAAAGGAAAAGAAGAAAACAACAGCAACGAGGAGGAUUUCUCACAAGUCGUAUAAAGAAAAUAGGAACACGACAACGUGUGCAUAAACGCAGAAGACGUUGAAACAGACACAUCACCAUGUCUAUCAAAGGGCAGAGCAGAAUUCAAGUCUAGAUCUCUUUAGAAUACCACCUACAGAUCUUUCUACGGUAAAGUACCGAUAUGUCAAAAUACCACCUCAGACAUCUAGUAUUACUCCUAUCCAAGUGUACGUGGAACGACAAUCAGAUCUCAUCGAUCUUUCGAGAAGUUUUGUCCAACUGGAUUUGGGUUUCAAAACCACAGAAAAUGCCAGUCUCACAGCACGCGCAAACAAUGUGGGUGUGAUGACUUCACCAGCCAACAAUAUUGCACACACCCUCUUCAAGCAAAUCAAUUUCAGAGCCAAUGGUACCUUACUCACCGAACAAGUAGACAUGUACCAUCUUAAAGCUUUCAUACAGACGAUCCUUAAUUAUGACAGGAAUGAUGGAGAGACGAUACUCGAACCAGCUGGAUGGCGGAACGAAAUUGAUUCUCCUGUAACCUACACCGCUGCAAAUGUCAAGAUGGAUGAUGACGCGUAUACAGCUCUUUCCAUAAAUCAUCAAGAAAGCAUCAAGAGACAGAGGGCAGAUGCAACAGAAUACUAUGCAGGAGGAAAGAGGAGAAUCUUGAGAAUGAAACCGUUUAUAGACGCGUUUCACCAAGGAAAAUGGAUCGUCCCCAAAACUCUUUUGGAAUUGGAAUUUUAUCUGAAUCCAGCAGCUUUAUUCAUGAAUGGAGAAGCCAAUCCACCCAGUGAGGAAGUCCGAGUCAACCCAGAGGAUAUUAAACUUACCUUCUUUCUAUGUCUGGUGUCCCUAAAUCCAGCCGUCUACAUGAGCAUGAUGAGUAUGAUGACCAAAACCCCAACCAAGUAUCCCAUGAUCCGUACCGAGAUGAGACAGUUUCCCUUAGACAAUGGGGCCACUUCUAAAGAAAUCAACAACCCAUUCAAUGGAAAGGUGCCCCAAAAAGAGUCAUCAUUGGUAUUCUGA
Molecule: messenger RNA, 2233 nt
Organism: Pocillopora meandrina
Lineage: Eukaryota; Metazoa; Cnidaria; Anthozoa; Scleractinia; Pocilloporidae
Source: the annotation of a GenBank genome assembly